AUGUCCCUAGACAUCGGAACGGACGGCGGCGACAAUUCCAAUAAUAUUUCAUUCUUGAACAAAAAUUCAUUUUGGGGUUUAUUUCAUCUAUUUCAUGAUCGAAAUAAGGGGAGAUACACGUUACACCAUGAUUUUGAAUCAGAAGAUAUAUUUCAAGAAAUGACAAAUCUAUUCACUCUAUCAAUAACCAAGCCGAAUCUGGUUGAAAAACUUGACAGGUUUUGUCAAGAACUGGACGUAGCUACUGGAUUAGAGUGA
Sphenostylis stenocarpa is the source of this 258-nucleotide messenger RNA. NCBI's taxonomy places the organism in Eukaryota, Viridiplantae, Streptophyta, Magnoliopsida, Fabales, Fabaceae. The record is from the annotation of a GenBank genome assembly.